This is a messenger RNA of Fusarium keratoplasticum, 645 nucleotides long. RefSeq names its product Protein transport protein SFT2. The transcript is spliced from 4 exons. The record is from RefSeq and is a predicted model, not a curated record. Gene Ontology annotation, biological process: vesicle-mediated transport. Bases 1 to 645 code for a protein of 214 amino acids. Gene Ontology annotation, cellular component: membrane. Lineage: Eukaryota; Fungi; Ascomycota; Sordariomycetes; Hypocreales; Nectriaceae.
AUGGCUUCUAAUUCUUUCCGAGACUCCAUCAACUCCCUCGGCUGGAGCCGUCGCGAUGAACCCGUAAACACGUCCCAGCAGAGCGGUCUGCUCUCUUCUCUCCAGAGCCUCAACCCCUUCCAAGGCGGCCGUGGCUAUGUGAGGCUCCCCACCACCGAGAGCGCCGGUGCGCCUCUGCCUGCGCCCAGUCGACGCGAAGAGGAGGAAGGCUGGUUUGUUCUUAGUCGAUGGGAUCGGUUACUGAUCUUUGGGGCUUGCAACCUUGCUGCCCUGGCAUGCUUCUUUGUGUGCUUCACCUUUACUCUCUUCCCGCUGUUUAACCCCCGCAAGUUUGUCACCUUGUGGUCGGUUGGAUCGCUGAUGUUUUUGGCAUCGUUUGCGGCAGUUAUGGGACCUAUGGCCUAUGUCUAUCAUCUUCUCUCAACUCCCCGGUUGCCGUUUACUGCAGCCUACUUUGGUUCUAUCAUCCUGACACUUGUGUUUGCCUUGAAGCUUCACAGCACCAUCCUGACCCUCUUUUCGGCCAUCAUCCAGAUCGCAUGUCUUCUCUGGUAUCUUAUCAGCUACUUCCCCAUGGGAGGUACUGGUCUUCGCCUGGCGGCCUCGUACGGUACAAGACAAGCGGCAUCUUGGAUGUCUGGUUAA